AUGUCAGGUCCAUUAAUGACCUCCGCCAUCGCAUUAUUCGGCGAAAACUCCCUCUUUGCAGUCGCCAACACAUCCACAAACGCCACCACGCCUCUCCUCCUCGACCAAAUCUGUCGUCUCAACCGCCUCCCCUUCUCCACAUUCCGCAGCUACCGCGACUACACCGCCGCAUGUUCCUCUCAAGCAGACGAUACCCAGCGCCUCCUCCAAAUAAUGCAAAACUUCACAACAGUCCUCUUCUCAGACACAACAGCCACAGAACGCUACCUCUCCGCAAGCAUCAUCUCGCUCACAGGCGUAACCCUCGUCUCCCUCCUACUCCUCCUCCAGCUCCUCGGUCUCGCAUACCUUGCAUACUACAUCUACAAAGUCCCUACCUGGGCCCCGCAUCUCGACGCCCUGUCCAUUGCUCGCAUCACAGCUAGUCUCGACCGCGGUAUCGUGCCGGGGCUGGGUGCCAUGUAUGCAUCUGAUAUGCAGCGUCUGGAUAGCACGGAUGCGACGGUUGGGAUC
Bipolaris zeicola 26-R-13 is the source of this 513-nucleotide messenger RNA. RefSeq lists its product as uncharacterized. NCBI's taxonomy places the organism in Eukaryota, Fungi, Ascomycota, Dothideomycetes, Pleosporales, Pleosporaceae. The transcript is spliced from 2 exons. The annotation marks the transcript as partial. The record is from RefSeq and is a predicted model, not a curated record.